AUGGCUGCAUCUACACCAGUAGAAAAGCAGGCCCCCAUCACCGAAACCGCUGACCCAAGGUCGUCACACGGCUCGAAGUCACCACCGCCACAACAUGGCUCACACGAAGACCAUCCGUUCAGCGACCCGGCAACGGCUCAGCGCUGGCGACAAAUAUACAAUGAUGCCGAGUACGAAGGACGCCACCGGUUCGACCCAGCGUAUACAUGGGAACCUGAAGAAGAGAAACGUCUAGUCAAAAAGCUGGACUGGCGAAUAGCUCUCUGGGCAUGGAUCAUGUUCAUCUCGAUGGAGUUGAAUCGCAGGAACAUCAACCGAGCAAUCUCGGACAAUUUGCUGAAAGACCUUGGAAUGAAUACGAACGACUUCAACUAUGGUCAGACUAUCUUUCUCGGUUCAUUCCUCUUUGCCGAACUUCCCAGCGGCCUGAUAAGUAAGAAGCUUGGUGCUGAUCGGUGGAUCCCAACCAUCAUCUGCAUAUGGUCCAUUGUCAGCGCCUCACAAUGCGCAAUGAAGACUAAAGCCCAUUACUUCGCCAUUCGAUGCAUCCUUGGUCUUCUCAUGGGCGGCUUCAUCCCAGACAUCGUCCUAUGGUUGACAUACUUUUACAAAUCCACUGAACUUCCACACCGACUGGCGUGGUUCUGGACUGCGCUGAGUACUUGUAAUAUCGUCGGCUCGCUGCUUGCAGCAGGUAUCUUGCAGAUGCGAGGACUCCAUGGUUGGGGAGGUUGGCAGUAUCUGUUCUUAAUCGAAGGCAUCAUGACUCUAGCCAUCGGCAUCCUCUCAUUUGGCCUCAUGCCCCCUGGCGCCUGCCAAACGCAACACUGGUUCCGCGGCAAAAACGGCUGGUUCACCCCUCACGAAGAGUACAUCCUCGUAAACCGCGUCCUCCGCGACGAUCCCUCAAAAGGCGACAUGAACAACCGCCAAGCAGUUGGCCUCCCGCUCCUCUGGAAAGCAGCGUGCGACUGGGAACAAUGGCCCCUCUACAUCAUCGGCCUGACUGCUUACGUCCCACCUAACCCACCGCAGAACUACCUCUCGUACAUCCUGCGCCAACUCGGCUUCUCCGUCUUCGAAGCCAACUUACUCGCCAUACCCAGCCAGUUUCUCUACGCCAUCCAACUCCUCGCCGUGACCUGGCUAUCCGAGAAGCUCAAAGAACGCUCCAUGAUAUCCAGUCUAUCCAACAUCUGGAUUUUCCCCUGGCUCGUCGCUCUUGUCGUUCUACCUGCGGACGCAAAUCCCUGGGUCAGAUACGCGCUCCUCACAGGUCUACUGUCCUAUCCGUACUGCCACGCCAUCCUUGUAAGCUGGAACGCGAAGAACUCGAAUUCCGUCCGUACACGCGCCGUCUCCGCGGCUUUCUACAACAUGUUUGUGCAGUCUGGCAAUAUCAUCGCUACCAAUAUUUAUCGCGAUGACGAUCAGCCGUUGUAUCGCAGGGGCAAUAGGAUACUGCUGGGUAUCUGUGUGUAUAACGUUUUCUUGUUCUACGCGGUGAAGGCGUUUUACAUUUGGAGGAAUCGCGUAAGAGAUGGGCAAUGGAAAGCUAUGACCAAGGAAGAGCAGGAGGAUUAUGUUUUCAACACGAAGGAUGAGGGGAUGAAGAGGCUGGAUUUCAGCCCUCACUACUUUGGUUUCGGCGGUGGCAGUGGCGGUGGCAGCGGCAGCGGUAACCAACGCACGAUCUUCAAUCCGCCUCAGUUCCCUGCUCCAGCCGCGACAACUAUCAACACUUCGGUCGCUCCGAGUGUGAGGCAGCGUCUCAUCGAACUCCUCCAUCCGUUCCGGGGCGACUUCAUCAACUUCGUCGCUACUGAAGCCACACUUCAUGAAAGGAAGGUCCUCACUCUCGCCGGGAACCUCGCUGCGAUCAUCCACCACAAGGAGGCUCAAUACGGCGAAGAGAUCAAGGCGAAUCAUGUCCACGUCUUGAGUCGCAAUCUUCAAGCCCUCAACGGUCAGGCGUGUAUCAGUAUCAUCGUUCAGGCAGGUGGCGUGGCACAUAAGGUCGUCAGUGUUGAGGUUGAGAACAGAGACACUGCCGUUGAUGCGCUCACCACCAAGGUGGAUCACAUGAUCGGAACUUUGUUCAUGGGAGCUUAG
This is a messenger RNA of Alternaria infectoria, 2112 nucleotides long. RefSeq lists its product as uncharacterized. Gene Ontology annotation, cellular component: membrane. Gene Ontology annotation, molecular function: transmembrane transporter activity. The record is from RefSeq and is a predicted model, not a curated record. NCBI's taxonomy places the organism in Eukaryota, Fungi, Ascomycota, Dothideomycetes, Pleosporales, Pleosporaceae. Gene Ontology annotation, biological process: transmembrane transport. The coding region runs from base 1 to 2112 and encodes 703 amino acids. The transcript is spliced from 8 exons.